Messenger RNA from Drosophila bipectinata, 1528 nucleotides. Its product is annotated as reticulon-1-A-like. Gene Ontology annotation, cellular component: endoplasmic reticulum membrane; axon. The record is from RefSeq and is a predicted model, not a curated record. NCBI's taxonomy places the organism in Eukaryota, Metazoa, Arthropoda, Insecta, Diptera, Drosophilidae.
CUACUUUUAAAAUAAUUUAAAGCAAAAAAAAUUUUUUUCAAAAAAAAAAUUAUCCAAAAAUAAUAAUGGCUACAAUUGGCGAAACCGGUGUGGGCAAACCCCUCUCCCUCAUUCGCUCCAUCUUUGAUCCUAAGGCUUGGUUGAAGCCCAAAAUCUUGCACCCGCAAGUGGAGUCCAUCAUCUACUGGCGCGAUGUGAAAAAAUCGGCCUUUGUUUUCAGCGCCGGAUUGAUGUUGCUGUUGGCCAUUACCAUCUUCUCGGCCUUCAGUGUGUUCGCCACAUUGUCGCUCAUCAUCUUGAUGGACAUCGUGGUAAUCAAAACCUACAAAUCUGUCAAACAGGCCGUGUUCAAGACAAAUGAUGCGGAUAACUUCAAGAAAUACUUGGAAUGGAUCUUGGAUCUGUCCCUGUCGCCGGAGAACGUUCAACAGAUUGCCGUCGGGGCUGUGGCAUACACCAAUGCCUUUGUCGCCGAGAUGAGGCGCCUGUUCCUGGUUGAGGAUCCCAUCGACUCGAUCAAGUUCGGUUUCAUUUUGUGGAUCUUCACGUACAUUGGUGCCUGGUUCAACGCCAUGACUCUGGUCGUCUUGGCCUUCAUCUUGCUGUUUACCAUUCCCAAGAUCUACGAGAAAAACAAGCAAUCGAUCGACACCAACUUGGAUUUGAUGUACAGCAUCUUUACAGAAACCACCGCCAAGAUCCAAGCGGCCAUACGCAUUGGCAAAAAUAAGCCCGUGGUCGCCGAAGCGGACAAGGACAAAUAAGCGCACUAGCAAGUUAUUAAAAAUAUUAAUUUUCGUUAAGUAUUAUUUGAAUCGUUUAAAUAUUCAUCCUGGCCUCUACAAUACAAGAAUCGAUUAUUGGAAAUCAAAUUUAAUGAGAUAACUAGAAAAACCACUUAUCAAAAUACAGCUCGAAGGAGUCAUCAAAAAAUCAUAGCAAAUAUAUUGAAAUGUCAACGAAAUCAUAUAGCAACACAAGAUGCAUAGAGGCAGAAAGGCGUAGAACGCAGCAAAUUUCACAGUUCCAUAAAUUUACAAUUUUAAAUCAAUCUUUGAAAUAAGAUUUGAAUGAAAAAUACCCUUAUAUGUGAAGAAAAUUAAAUAGCAACACAAAAUGCAUAGACGUAGCAAGGCACCUUACAAAAUUUCAACUCUGCAUUCAAGCAAUUUUCAAAUUUAAAUCAAACUUUUGGAUAAAAACUACACUAAUAUCAGGAGGAAAUUAAACAGCAACACAAGAUGCAUAGAUGCAACAAGGCGUAGAACGCAGCAAAUUUUAAAGUUACAUUAAUUUACAAUUUUAAAUCAAACUUUGAAAUAAGAUUUGGAAGAAAACUGCACUAAUAUGUGAAGAAAAUUAAGCAACAACACAAGAAGCAUAGACGCAGCAAGGAAAUUUAAGAAAAUUUUAAUUCUCAGUUCCAUAAAUUCACAAUUUUAAAUCAAACUUUGGAAGAAAAUUCAACUUUAAGAGAUGCCAUGGAUGAAAAACUACACUAAUAUGUAUUUUAACAAAUAAAGAAAUA